CUGUGCGGUACAGGACCUCCGAGGAAGCAGCGGAGAGUGAACCGGGCUCCUGUGUCAUCUCUCCGGUCCGUCUCAUAUCACUAACGGUGUCUGACAGUUGUUUGAGCAGCGGCUCGACUGUUCGCUUCUUCCGGACCGAGGAAACUCCGACAGGAACCAACAUGGAGAUAGAGAAGGAAGUGAAGAAGAUGACCCUUGGGCACGAGUUUGGCGCCGGAGCGGCCUGUUUGAAAUGCAAGGACAAGUGCGAAGGCUUCGAGCUACAUUUCUGGAGAAAAAUCUGCCGAAACUGUAAAUGUGGCCUCACAGAGCACAACGUGCAGAUGAACUCGGAGGAGAACAAGAAGGUGGGCAAACUGUUCGAGGACACCAAGUACACCGGCCUCAUCGCCAAGCUGAAAACCGACGGCAUCCCCACCUACAAGGGCAACAUGGUGACCAUCACUCUACCCGCCUCCUCCACUGCUUACGUCGUAUCUCCGAGUGCUUCUUCCACUGUGGUGCCUCCCUCUGCCAAGGCUGCGUCUGUGCAGCCUGCUGGAGUCGCUGCAGGGUCAGCACCCAGCGGCGCUCAGGCUCGGCCUCCGCCUCAGCCUGUACCCGUCAGCGUCACACCUGUCAAGGCCAACAAAGUGCCGGUUGCUGUCAGCGCCACUUCAGCCAGUUCAGUACCAGUCCCCAAAGAUGUGCCAAUGAAGUCUGUCACCUACGAGUGGGCACCACCAGUCGCCAAUAAGUAUAUGGCAGUGCGUUACAUCGAGCUGCUCCCACCAGAGAAACGUCCUGUGGCCGGCACAGAGGGAGCCGCUUACCGUCGGCAGCAGAUGGCCAUCCAGCUGCCCGAGCACGACCAGGACCCGUCCAAGUGCCACGAGCUGAGCCCCGCCGAGGUCAAACAAAUGCAGCAGUUCGUCCGCAAGUACAAGGAUGAGGCGCUGGGGGUGGGAGAUGUUAUGCUGCCUGAGGAGAUGGCUCUGGUUCAGGCAGGAGGGCAGGGAGGAGCAGGGGUCGGGGCCGGAGGUGCACCUGGUGCUGGAGGGCCAGGGUUUGGAUUGGGUGCUGGGGUUGGAGCUGGUUCUGGGGCAGGGGCUGCAGGCUCCGGGCCUUUGGCUGGAGCUGGAGGUAGAGGAGCUGGUGUUGGGGCUGGUGCUGGUGUUGGACCUGCAGCAGGGGGUAGAGGCUUGGUACCAGGAGCUGGAACUGGAGUUGGUGCUGGCUUGGUACCAGGAGCUGGAACUGGAGUUGGUGCUGGCUUGGUACCAGGAGCUGGAGCUGGACCACUUUCAGGCCCUGGGUCUGCUGGCUUUGGGCCAAAUGGAGGAGCCAUGGGCACUGCUGCCACUGCUGGAGCCAUGGGCGUCCCUGGAGCUCAGCCAGCUGGACUACCACAACAGAACUUUUCGUGCAGUCACUGCCAGCAGCCGAUGCGUCUGGGCGAGCCAGCUGUCUACGCUGAGCGGGCCGGCUACGACAAGAUGUGGCACCCAGCAUGCUUUGUGUGUUGCACCUGCAACGAGCUGCUGGUGGACAUGAUCUACUUCUGGAAGAAGGGCAAGCUGUACUGUGGACGCCACUAUGGAGACAGCGAGAAGCCGCGCUGUGGAGGCUGUGAUGAGCUGAUCUUCAGUAAUGAGUACACUCAGGCUGAGGGCCAGAACUGGCAUCUGAAGCACUUCUGCUGUUUUGAAUGUGACUGCAUCCUCGCCGGAGAGACGUACGUCAUGGAGAAGGACAAGCCUGUCUGCCAGCCGUGCUACAUGAAGAGCUACGCUGUGAAAUGCUCUUCCUGCCAGAUUGCGGUGGAGCCUGAGGCCCAGAGGGUUUCCUACGGCGAUCACCACUGGCACGCCCAGCCGGAGUGCUUCAAGUGCUCCGGCUGCUCCAAGUGCCUGAUCGGCCAGCGCUUCAUGGCAGUGCAGGCCUUCCUCUUCUGCUCCGCGGAGUGCAAGAAGAAAACCAUGGCUUAGAGGGGCCAAAACAACUCCCUCCAUCUUCUCCACAACCACUUGUGAAACCAGGAUGGGUUCGGCUAAGACUAGAGGCAGAGCAGGGAAAACAAACACUGGUGCAGCUGAGCAUGGGAACAGAUGGACUGUGGUUGUGUUGACACAAGUUAGAGUGCCUGAUAACUGAUAUAGAGACGUACAAUAACAGUGAGUCCGUCUGCGUUUGGGUGCUCCUUUCUUUGAUAAAUCCAACUAGACUCCAAAGCUUUAUCCGCCUUAAAAUCUGUUGUCUUUUUUCUACAUGUAGAUUUUUUUGUUGCUUUUCUUGCACUGUUUUUUUACUGAUGAGAUUCAUUUUGUAUCAGAGGUGGCAGUCCAGUUUUUUAAUGAUAAACCUGUGUCUUAAACAGUAUUAGUGCUGUUCUAUUCCUAUUGAGCCUACUGUUGAUUUAAUGUGGUACCUUUCAGGAUCCGUACACAUGCUGCAUCUUCUACUGCCUGGAAAACGUGAGGUCGGGCGCUGGGUGCUACUCUUGUGCCUUUUCUGUGCCAGCCUUCAAGAGCGUGGCAGCAGGCUGCGUCUGAGGUUGCUAAGCAAUCUCAACAAGCACCGUAUCAGAGCCUAUUUACCUGAAACCCUGAGUGCAGAGCUGAUCUUCCAGGCGCUGUCGUCCGUGGGACAAAUGUAAAGCUCUGACAGCUCUGCACUAACAUGAUCAACUUCUCCCCCAUAUUUAUCACAGACUGAUAUUUACAGAAGGGAAAGAUAUCUGUUGGCUGUGAUUGGUUGGUCCUCGUCACAUAGGGAUAGGGAACGUGUGUGUGCUGCAGCGGUGUAGCUCUGGCGUUUACGCUGCCGCACGUCUACAUUGAAAACAAUGAAUUUGAGGGCACAAAAAACGCAGCAUGUGUUCGGCCCCUUACUGCUUCCUUCAUACAAAAGACUACUGAUACUCUCCUCUAUGCAGCAAUAUGAUGAGCAAUAUUAGCCAGGUUUGGGGUUGCUUUGCUUCCAGUGCGCUGUAUUUCAGAAAUAAUAUUAGUGACAAACUUUUGCAGCAGAUUUUGCAUUUUGAGUUUUCUUUUGUAAAGAAUUUCCACUGUUAUGAAGAUUUCAGUAAAAGUUUUGGAAGUAAAAUGGCCCCAGCUGUGAGAACAGUAUCCUUGGCUCCAAGCUGCCACCUACUGUCAUUGUUUUACUGCAGUAAUAAUAAUAAUCCAGUGAGUUGUGUAGUAUUAGUUUCAUAGUAUUGUAUGGGAACAAAAUAAUGUGAAACCCUUCCAGUAUACACCACCAGUUAUCAGUUGUACCAAGUAUUGCUUUCCAAAAAACAGCCCUAUGUUUAUAUGGUGGCAUAUAGACAAGUGUGUGACAGGUAUUUCUAACACAAGCAAAAUGAAACGUAUCAAAUAAAAUUAAAAGUGCGGAACAAAUCAAAUAUAUUUUCCUCUGUAGUUAGAAAUUGGCAGUGAAGUCUCCUCAGAUCAUCCGCUGUGGGCUCCUGGUGAAUAUAAACACUGUAAAGUUGUUGUAUAGGAAUAACUGUGUAGGCAUGGUCUCCAACAACUGUAUGAAUUCAGGAAAAACGCUGGAGGCUGCUUCUCAUAAAACAGUUUUAUGUCACUCUGUUUUUGUUCUUUUUGUGCCAUGUUCCUUGAUUUUCAUGCAAUAAACUGCACUUUAAAUGUU
Molecule: messenger RNA, 3636 nt
Organism: Epinephelus moara (kelp grouper)
Lineage: Eukaryota; Metazoa; Chordata; Actinopteri; Perciformes; Serranidae
Gene: tes
Product: testis derived transcript (3 LIM domains)
Exons: 7
Coding region: 162-1967 (601 amino acids)
Molecular function (GO): zinc ion binding
Source: RefSeq, a predicted model, not a curated record